UUAACAUCAAAAAAUAGGAAUUCACUCUCCAGUUAAUAUUUGUGAGUAGAUUAUUUAAUCUGCAGUGUGUUGAUGCUGUGCUGUGCAAGGAACUGUGAGCAAUCCUUGGAUUUUGGAUUCCAGUCACUAUGUGGAAAAAACAUUCUGUCUUUUGCCUUUUUGUUUUGGCUGUUGCUACCAAUUGUAUAGUGUAUGGACAAACCAGAAGAAAGGGACAAAGGCCAAGUUCUCUUCUAGCAAGACAAGACAAUCUUCAGGAUUCCAUCUGCUUCAUUGAUAUGCUCUUUAUCCUGGACACUUCAGAAAGUGCCAGAGGCGAACUCUUUCAGAAUCAGAAAGAUUUUGUCAACCUUUUAAGUGACAAAGUUUUCCGCCUGAAGUCCAGUCAAGUCCAACGGUAUGAUAUCCAGCUGGCACUCAUGCAGUUCAGCAGCUCAGUCAUUAUUGACCAUCACUUUAGAUCCUGGAGAGGCCUACAGAACUUUAAGCAAACCUUCUCCAGAAUGUCCUUUAUUGGACAUGGCACCUACACCUAUUAUGCUAUUUCCAACGCUACUCAUUUGUUCCAAACAGAAGGCCGGGAAAAAAGCAUCAAAGUGGUUUUGUUGAUGACUGAUGGUAUUGACCAUCCAAACAGUCCUGAUGUUCAGGCUGUCUCUAACAAUGCCAGAACUCUUGGAAUAUCUUUCAUCACCAUUGGUCUUUCUAAUGUUGUCGAUCGAGCCAAAAUGCGUUUGAUAUCUGGUGAUUCUCCUGGGACGCCUGUCCCAAUCUUAGAUGAGGUCAACCUUUCAGAUAAAAUCCGGGACCGGUUGGAAACUUUAUUUAAUCAGAAGUGCUGUGAGGGAGAUCGCUGUGAACAAAAGCGCUGUGAAUGCCAAAAGGGAGAGCCAGGACCUCCGGGACCUUCUGGAUAUCAUGGUGAUAGAGGGCAGAAGGGUGAACGAGGAUCUAAAGGAGAAAAGGGUGAUGUUGUAAAAGGAGACCAUGGAGAAAAAGGUUCUGAGGGAAGUCCUGGCUUAAUGGGAGAAAAGGGUAACAAAGGGGAAUGUGGAAUACCAGGCCUAAAAGGAGACAGAGGGGAGGAAGGUCCAUUUGGCCCAAAGGGACCAAGAGGCCCUCAGGGAAUUGCUGGCCCUCCUGGUGAACCUGGUCCAAAAGGUAUUCAAGGAAGGAAGGGGGAGACAGGCCUAACAGGCCCUUAUGGUCCUCCAGGAGUCCCUGGAAUUGGCUAUCCAGGACCUAAGGGUGAGAGAGGUCAGGAAGGAAGAACGGGGCCUCCAGGACCUACUGGAAUUGGAGAGCCAGGCUCAAUAGGCCCCCGUGGUCCUCAGGGUGUGCAAGGUGAAAGGGGUCAACCAGGAGAAGGACUUCCAGGACAGAAGGGUGAAAAAGGUUCUGAAGGACCAGCAGGACCGGUUGGGGCACCAGGCCAGUUCAUCAAAGGUGAUAAGGGUGAGCGAGGAAUGGAUGGACCACAGGGCCCAAUGGGACCAGCUGGAACUGGCGUCCAAGGAGUUCAGGGAAUUCAAGGUCCAAAAGGUGUACCUGGGAUAAAAGGGUCACGAGGCAUGGGCCUGCCUGGGCCAAAGGGACAAGAUGGUGCACCUGGACAAAAAGGAGACAUGGGGCCACCAGGAAUUGGACUACCUGGAUCUAAAGGAGAUCCAGGAAUACCAGGAUUUCCAGGAGAAAAUGGGAAACCAGGAUUAACUGGAGAACUGGGGAAAAAGGGGGAACGAGGAUCUCCUGGUCCAAGAGGCCCAGAAGGGAUGCCUGGGAGAGGAGAAAUGGGGCUAAAGGGUGAAAUGGGACAGAAAGGAGAGCAAGGAUUUGCUGGUGUGAGAGGAAUAGCAGGUCCUCCAGGGCCAAAGGGUGAACCUGGAAUCAAAGGUGCAGUUGGUAGCCCUGGACCUUCAGUUCGUGGGCCUCCUGGCCUCAAGGGAGAACAAGGAUUUGCUGGGCCUCCUGGAAAUGAUGGAAGUCCUGGAAAUUCUAUUAUGGGACCUAUGGGCAUUCCAGGAUUGACUGGGCCACGUGGACUGCCAGGGCCAAAAGGAGAUGGCUUUCCAGGUCCACAAGGACUUCCAGGAGCACCUGGUCCUCAGGGACCAAGAGGCCUCAAAGGAGCAGGUGACCCCGGACAAAAGGGAGAACCUGGGACAAGAGGACCCCCAGGGCCCCCUGGGCAGCCAGGAAUCGGAAACCCUGGGCCAAAGGGUGCCAUGGGGCAAAAAGGCUUGCCUGGUCCACAGGGCCCUCCAGGAUACGGUACACAAGGAAGUAAGGGAGAAAAUGGAGUUCAAGGCUUACCAGGACCAAAAGGCUCCAUGGGGGUUGGACUUCCUGGUCCUAAGGGAGAAUAUGGAGAGAAAGGGGAUCAAGGAAAAAGAGGUGAUAAAGGAGAGCUUGGAGAACCUGGACCUGCAGGAGCAAGGGGAUUUUCAGGAGCUAAAGGUGAACCUGGUCUUACUAAAGAAGAAAUAAUCAAACUUAUAAUGGAAAUAUGUGGCUGUGGGUUUGACUGCAGGGAUAGUCCUUUGGAACUUAUAUUUGUGAUUGACAGCUCUGAAAGCGUGGGGCCUUCCAAUUUUGGUCUCAUCAAAGGCUUUGUAAAAGCAGCUAUUGACAAAGUCCGAGUCGACCCAGCGACAGCCCGUGUUGGCAUCAUUAACUUCAGCCACAAAGCAUAUGUGGUAUCCACUUUGACACAAUGCACCAGCCAAGACUGCCUGAAUAUUGCUGUUGAUAAAAUGCUUUAUUUAGGAGAGGGCACAUACACAGCUACUGCUCUCAACAAAACCAUUGAGUUGUUCCAAGAGGCUCGACCAGAGGUAAAAAAAGUGGCCAUUGUCAUAACAGACGGGCAAGCUGAUGUUCGUGAUGAAAAGUUGGAGGAUGUGGUGAAGCAUGCACAUGACCGCAACAUAGAAAUGUUUGUAAUUGGUGUGGUUCAGAAGACGAAUUCCAAUUAUAGAAAUAUUCGGAAAGAGAUGGAGCUCAUCGCUACGGACCCAGACAGUGAGCAUAUCUGCGAGAUACAUAAUUUCCUCGCCUUGCGAUCUCUUGAGGAAAAGAUCUUCAAACAAAUUUGUAAGAAUGUUUCUGCUGCCCACAUCAAGAAAGUGCUCAGUUCAUCCUCCACACUUUACCCUGAAGGUGAACACACAGGACACUUUGCCAGAGCACAGACGCCAGAACCAUACAUCCCUUCAUUUAAGCCAGAAACAGAUUCUAUAUACCCUUCUUGGACACGCAGAGAACCCUAUGCCACUACACCUUCUCCUAGGCAUACUCCUGCUACUCAUAGGCCAGAUCAUUGGGACCCCAGAGCCCACACACCAGCGAUUCCUCUCUUGCCUCAUUCUACUCAUCCUGUGCAGCCAACAUCAGCCAUUGUACAGCCUCCAAUAGUGAUAGGCAGAGCAAAAGCUGCCAGGUGCUUGGAACCAAUGAGACCCGGAGAGUGUCGAAACUACCAAGUGAAGUGGUAUUAUGACAAGGAUGCCAAUUCUUGUGCCCGAUUCUGGUAUGGUGGCUGUCAGGGAACCCAUAACCGGUUUGAGACAGAACAGGAGUGCCAAGCAAUUUGUGUUCAAGACUAAGCAAAGUAGAUUUCAGCUGAGAUGGUGACAAAUGUUUCAGGAUUCUGCAGUGAAUUCCAAAUGCUGGGUUAAUACAAGUACUGUUUGUGUAUUGUGUCUCAGUGCUUUUUACGAUAUGGUAUAUAUGUUCAAUAGAUUUGAUAGAGUAUUUUACCUGAUGGCUUCACUUACAUAAAGCAACUUAUCCUAACAUGUUUACUGUUUAGUACUACAGGUAGCAAAGCUUCAGGAACUUUAACAAAGCAAACACAAGUCUACCUUUAAUUAGAACAGGGUUAAGUGUUAAGGGGAAAACUACAAUAAAAAGCAAAACAAAUGAGGCUUGAAACUGGUAUAAACUUAAAACCAUUAUUUCCCAUUUGUUGCUCUUAUUAGAUUGCUAGUAAAAACUUUAAAAACUCUUACUAAAGCUUGCAUUAAAACUAAAUUCAAUUUUGCAGCUACUGAUCAUAUUAAAAAUGUGAUCAUUAGAAAAAAAUGACAGCAUUUAAUACAUUCUGAAGACAGCUAGUAGCCCCACAAUAGCUGACAAAAACUGGUAGUCCUGGGCACCAAAGUGCAUUCCUGUUCACAUCACAAGAUGUGACCAGCUAGUUUAGUGAGGCUCAGAUUAGUAUUUCAAUGAGGCUGUACAUCUGUGUUAGAAACACUCACAGAAGACUGCUUACAGAUACAGAUCUCUUACUAAAUCAGGGGCAGGUAUUUUUAACUGAUUUAGAGGAGAGGUUAAUACACAUUCUUAUUUCUCAGGGCUCUUGUACAAAAGAGUGAAAUAAAACUUAGAUAGUAAUCAUUGCAGAAGAACUUAAAAGGCACUGAAAGAUGUACAUAAAAUUGUAUAUUUUCAUACUAGGUUUUCUUUUCAAAUCUUAAACCUACACAAGUACUGUACAAGCUAAAUUGACGGACAAUGAUUAAAUUGGUCAUAUAAUCUAGACAGGUGUUUCUCAUUUGGAAAUUACUAGAGUUGUGGUAUUCAGGUGAAGUGUUAAUGAAGACAUGGGGAAAAGAUGAGUCUCUGCUUGAAUUGUGGAGACAUCCAAGUUUCUGCAAGAACAGCAGAACGUAAGUGAAGAUGAUAUAGAUGCAAGGAUGCUUCCAAUUGCCACACUAGAUGCAAUGUACAUUGCUAUGUAACCAGAAGACUCCUGAGCAUUGGUAGGCUGUUUCUUGGAAGAGCUGGUGGUAUCUUAUCCUGUUCUGCAGCUUCCUAGACACGCACUUGACUGUACUCAGCAAUUGAACUUGCUGAGUACAGACACUUGACCAAUGCAAUCUUAAGUAGAGUUACAGCACUCUAGAGAUGGGCAUGAACCAGGAAAAAAAAAAGAACCAUGCGGUUCGUGGUUCGUCACAUUUCACGAACCUGCCCCGCUUCACGAAUCAGCUUGUUUUGGUUCGUGAAAAUGUCACUUCCGAGUCAGCAGAAAGUCUUCAGGAAGUCCAUCUCAUUGUCUAGAAUACUGAUUGACCGGUGUCAGGCUGUCUGCAGUGAUUAACUGAAAAACGAAGCAAACGAACCAGCCUAAAGUUCAUGGCGGUUCAUCAGAAAUGGGAUCUGACGAACCGCUGAUUCACAAACCACAAACCAGCCUGGUUCAUCAUGAAUUUUGGUUCAUAUUUCAGUUCAUGCCCAUCUCUACUCUAAACCCAUUGACUUCACGGGGCUUAGAAGGGUGUAACUCUGCUUAUGGUUGGAAAUGCAUAAGUCAAGCAUUUUCAUUUCCAACAACAACAAAGAUGGAAAAUUCUUUGAUCUAGUUCAUAGAUGUUUUGAGAGCGAGCAUGUAGAUGGUAAAAGAACGAGGAGCUUCUUCCCACUUAAAUGCUGAUGUUCAUGUGUUUAGAUUUCAUGUCAUAUAUGGAGCAUGCAUAUGUCUGACUCUGCCAUUUUUUUCCUCUUCAAAGCAUCUAUCUGUGCUGAAAGAGGAAAGCAGGUUCAGUCCCCGAUGGCUCAUAUUAAAGGAACCAAGGUAGCAGGACUGGCAGAGAAUU
Eublepharis macularius is the source of this 5600-nucleotide messenger RNA. RefSeq names its product collagen type XXVIII alpha 1 chain (gene COL28A1). The record is from RefSeq and is a predicted model, not a curated record. Gene Ontology annotation, molecular function: serine-type endopeptidase inhibitor activity. The transcript is spliced from 36 exons. Lineage: Eukaryota; Metazoa; Chordata; Lepidosauria; Squamata; Eublepharidae. The coding region runs from base 129 to 3605 and encodes 1158 amino acids.